ACCAGUUUAAAAGAAGGAAGUCAGAGGAAAGAGUUGCAGGAUUUGUGAAAGGGUGUCAUGAAUGAAGCGUUAAUGCUUUACUUUUCCAAGGUGACUUCAGCUUUUGUAAAUCUGCUCCCAGGUCCCAGACUGCUUCUGUUUGUCACCAACAAGAGCUCAAAAAACAGAUGCAAAGAUGAGCGUUGAGUACCGAGACUCCACCGUGACCAGUAUGAGCGUUCACGACAGCGGAACAGGAUACAAGAGACUGAUACUGGACAGCAACAAGCUGCAGCACUCUGUUCACAGUUUGAGACAAAGCCCCUUCAAAGUGGCCACCGUUUGCCUGGGCGUGCUGUGUGUUGGGCUUUUGGUUGGAGUCAUCGGCCAAACUGUUCACUACCGCGAUGCAAAGCAAGACUACGAGAGCAAGUUAAAAGGCAUGAACGAGGAGAAAGAAAGCCUUCAACAGGAUGUGAGGAGCCUGAAGAAGCGCAGUGAAGAUCUGCAGGCCAACAAAAACCAGUUACAACAACGUUACAACACCCUCUCCAAAAGAAAAGAGCAAAUAGAGAUCAACAACAAUUUACUGACCGAGGAAAGAAACAAGGUGAAGGUUAGCGAAAGCCAGUUACAGGCCACCAACACCGCUCUGAACGCAGAGUUAGAACGGCUGAAAGACAGCACCGGCACACUGCAGAGCAACAACGCCGCCCUGACCACCGCUCAGAACCUGCUACAACAACAGUACGAUCAGGUGGUGAGACGCAAAAAAGAGCUGCAGAGUGACUGCGACACCCUGACACGAGACCGAAACAAUUUACAAAACAGGUUGAACAACGUGACCAGAGCCAAAGAGCAGCUGCAGAAGAACUACAACACCCUGGUGACAGACGUAGAACAUCUGCAGGGAAAGUUCAACCUGUCCUCCAGCCAGAAAGAGAAGCUGGAGAGCAGUCACCAGAACCUGACGUUAGCCAAGGACGCUCUGCAGAGCAGAUACGAGCUGGUGGUGAAGGCCAGAGACGAGCUGCAGAAGACGUACGACGAGCUGGUGGAAGAGAAAACAGAAGUGGAGAGGAACUGUAGGAAUGUGACAGAAGAGAGAGAUCUGCUGAAGGAGAAGAACAACAACCUGACAGCAGAGAGAGACCAGCUGGAGGUGGAGCUGAGGAGGCUGAACACCACAGUGGCAGACCGGACGUGUCCGUCUGGGUGGAGGAAGUUUCAGUUCAGCUGCUACUACAUUUCUACUUCCAAGAAAAAAUGGAAGCAAAGCAGAGACUUCUGUAAAGGCAAAGGAGCCCACCUGGCAAUCAUAACCAGCCAAGAAGAAAUGAACUUCAUUAACGGCCUGUUCCAAAGUGACAAAGAGGUGUGGAUUGGACUGACCGAUGAAGGAGUGGAAGGACACUGGGUAUGGGUGGACAGGACGCCGCUGACCACAGCGUUCUGGGGCAAAGGCCAACCCAACAGCUUCGACGGUCGCAAUCAAGACUGUGUGGAAUUUUGGCACAAGGAUUCAGGGGUGGGUGACUGGAAUGAUGAGGACUGUAACAUUGAACAGUACUUUCUCUGUGAGAUGUAGACUUUCAAAAGACCUCGAAGCCACUGUAAUGAACAGGCUGACCAGGUGUUUAUGAGCCACAUGUGGGACAAGGAGUGUGUUUGUGUGGGACAACAUGGGACACAAAACCGUAAUGCUGGAGCAAAGUGUAGAUUUUUAAACAAUGUGCAUCUUAUUGUCGAGUUUAUAAAUAUGAAUAACAACAAUUUGAUUUGGUUGCACACAGUAUGUAUAUUUCUGCACUGGGCAUUUAUGUUUUGCUUUUUUCUGCACAGGUUUAAACUACUUUUUUUGCUUGUAAAAACAAAACAAAAAAAUCUACUUGUAAAAAGUCAAAAAAGAAACCCCAAGUUUCAAAUACUAUAAUUAAAUACUUUUAGAAAAUCUGCUUUUUUUUAUUUGAGUACAUGUUCUCAACCCUCAAAGAUAAACUAAUCUAUGUUCAAUAAAACAAAAAGGCAGAACUGACAACACUUUAAUAGCUGUUUCAACUUCCAGUCAAACUAAAAUUACUUGGACCAAAACCUUUGUGCGUCCAUAUGUUAACACCCUUAGAGUGGACCAGUGCAGGUGAGGCACUCACAUCUACUAGGUUCGGUAGAGGAGAUGAUAGGUUGGAAUGAACUGCCAAGAUUUAGGAAAAAUGAACAAUGGUGAUUAAUUACUCCACCACAAGAGAAAUACAUUUGUUUGAGUACAUUGUUAUGAAAAUAAAAAUACAACAAUAAAACCCCAAAAUAAAAUAGAGCUCUUUCCCCAAAAAAGUAUGAUUUGAGUUCAGUUUGGUUGAUGAAGUGUCUUUAGUUCCAACCAUUGCUACCCGGGUCAUGUAUUAUCGUGCUGUUGUGUCUUAUCUGGAUCCAGUGGAAACAGUUGAAGUUCUUCUUUGGCAGAGGAUUCGGGCUGGCCACACCGUUAACACCCCUCACUGUCACCAUGGGCUGGACUUGCCAUCAGAUUUCAAAGAUCACUAUAAAACCAAUCUACACAAAGUGUGCAGAGAGUAAACAUUCUGUUCUGGUUCUUAUAAUUAGGUUUCUGUUUGAAGUGCAUUAAAAUUUAGCAUUCAAAUGUCAUAAUGACAGUUGUAUCCAAAUGAAUGAAUGUACAUCUCAGUACUCUGGUACUUUAGUUUAUGCCGCGUUUCCACUACGUGGAACCAGCUCGGCUCGACUCAACUCUGUAUUCCUGCAAACCGUUUCCAUUCCAGGAUACUACUGACUUUACAGUACCUGGUCGUCAUAGCGAU
Molecule: messenger RNA, 2795 nt
Organism: Sphaeramia orbicularis (orbiculate cardinalfish)
Lineage: Eukaryota; Metazoa; Chordata; Actinopteri; Kurtiformes; Apogonidae
Product: C-type lectin domain family 4 member M-like
Exons: 7
Coding region: 176-1567 (463 amino acids)
Source: RefSeq, a predicted model, not a curated record